AUCUCCUGGCUCUCUGGCGGCUUGCAGUUGAAAAGGGGCCACUACCCUGGUCCAGACUCUCCCCAUCUUCAGCCUCUGCAGAGUCAACUGGGAUGGCCACUAACCAAAGGACGCCCUACAGACCCUGGUCGUUGCUUCCAGCAGCAGACUGAACUUAUCUCCAGAGGAAGUAAGGGAUUGGCAAGACCUGGGAAGUCACCGAUUGCAUUUACUGGGGAGCAAGAGAUUUGGCUGCAUUGCUCAGCAACACAACAGCUGGAUCCUGUAGGGGAUGAAGCAGCUAUCGGUGCAAAGAUCCCAAUAGCUGAGAGCACCAUCCCCUGUGGUCUGACAAUCGAAAACAUCAAAGUUUAUCUCCAUGAAAAAGAACUAUGGAAGAAAUUUCAUGAAGCCGGCACCGAAAUGAUCAUAACCAAAGCAGGCAGGAGGAUGUUUCCUAGUUACAAGGUUAAAGUAACCGGAAUGAACCCGAAAACCAAGUACAUCCUGUUGAUCGACAUCGUCCCAGCUGACGAUCAUCGGUAUAAAUUCUGCGACAACAAAUGGAUGGUGGCUGGAAAGGCGGAGCCUGCAAUGCCUGGACGGCUGUAUGUUCACCCGGACUCGCCCGCCACAGGAGCUCACUGGAUGCGGCAGCUGGUGUCAUUUCAGAAGCUGAAGCUCACUAAUAAUCACCUUGAUCCCUUUGGACAUAUCAUUCUCAAUUCAAUGCAUAAAUACCAGCCGCGGCUGCACAUUGUGAAGGCAGAUGAAAACAAUGCCUUCGGGUCGAAGAACACAGCCUUCUGCACACACGUGUUUCCUGAAACAUCCUUUAUAUCAGUGACCUCCUAUCAGAAUCAUAAGAUAACCCAGCUGAAAAUUGAAAACAACCCAUUUGCCAAGGGAUUCCGGGGAAGCGACGACAGCGAUCUGCGUGUGGCACGGCUACAAAGCAAAGAGUACCCUGUCAUUUCCAAAAGCAUCAUGAGGCAGAGGCUGGUGUCCACUCAUGGGCAGCUCUCAGCAAAGCCUGAUGUGAACCCACUCCAUGGGAAUCACCAGACCCUUCAACAUUAUCAGUAUGAGAACGGGGCUCACAUGCAGUUUGCAGCUUCAGAUACUCAAGAUCUGUCUCUCAACACCUUCACAGCUCAGAGGGAUUCAGGGCUUUUCUACCACUGCCUAAAAAGAAGAGAAACUGCUCGGCAUCUCGACCUGCCCUGCAAGCGCUCCUAUCUGGAAGCCACCUCCUCCGUCGGAGAAGACCAUUAUUUCCGUUCACCACCUCCGUAUGACCAGCAGAUGUUAAGCCCUUCCUAUUGCAGUGAGGUGACACCUAGGGAAGCGUGCAUGUACUCUAGUUCUGGGGCUGAAAUCGCAGGCGUCUCCACAGUCGAUGACUUGCCGCCCCCGCCUCCCCCUUUGAGCUGCAAUAUGUGGACUUCGGUUGCACCUUACACCAGCUACAGCGUUCAGACAAUGGAAACUGUGCCUUACCAGCCUUUCCCUGCGCAUUUUACGGCCACCACCAUGAUGCCACGGCUCCCCUCCAUCACAAGUCAAGGCUCGCAACCACCAGGUAACAGCCACUUCAGCGUCUACAAUCAACUCUCACAGUCUCAGGUUCGGGAGCGAGUUCCUUCUUCAUCUUUCCCGCGAGAAAGGGUGCACCCAGCUGUGUGCGAGAGGAAACCCCCGUCUCCACACCUAAACGCAGCAAAUGAAUUUCUGUACUCACAAAGCUUUUCGCUGUCGAGAGAAUCUUCAUUACAGUAUCAUUCAGGAAUGGGAACUGUGGAAAACUGGACUGAUGGAUGAUUCUGGUGUCUGAGUAAUGAAACAGUUAGCUUUCCUGCUCCAGGACAAUGUUAAUUCGGUGUUAAUACCUGUGGGUAACUUGCACUUCAGUGAAACCUACACAAAUGCGCAUUUCCAAGGAUUGUGCGUGUAUGAAGCGCUCGUAUCUUUGCACACGCAAACAGUUCAGUGGAAAGAACAAUUCUUUUCAAAAUAACCCUUGGCUCAAUGGCCUGGAUUCAUCAAUCUCUUACUAACUUCUAAAUAAAGUCAGUCCUCCCACCUCCCUUAGCCAAGAACCAGCUCGUUGACGAAGGAAGCGAAAUGUGCCAAUCAUUUUCCUUUCAUUAAAAUACUAUAUGCUCAUAGUAAGUCUUGGCUACUUGUGAAAAGUAUGACCUUCACUUUCACUGUAUGUUGUGUGUUUAUCAAGUCACAGAAUAAUAAGGCUUAGAGAUGGAAAUGGUCUAUUAGCUCACAAUGUCUGCUGUAACAGCAGCAAUGUCUGCUUUUAACUCUUUUUAUCCCCAGAGCUGAAGUACUUCCCCUUCUCUUAUGCUAAAGUAUUAUCCCCACUUUUCCAGCUGGGGCAACAAAGUGAAGUGAGAAACUCAUGUCUUUUGAUUCUCUGGGUAAAAGCAGAUGUGGCAUUUGAGUCAGUCCUGACUGUUCCGAGUCAAACCUGGGAGCAGCAUAGUCCUUUAGACACUCAGCGUGUCCCUGGAACAAAUGCCAGUUAGCCUCGAUGGAAAAAAGUGCUCUCACAUACAUUUCACAGGUACUAGAAGUGGGGCAAAGGGGCUGUACCUCUGCAGGCUCCCAGGAGAAAAGGCUCUGUCCCAAGGGAAAUGCAAUGUCUGUGCUUAUUCCCCCAGCUCCUGGCUGUAUCAGCUCAAGUUUUCUGAUCCUGUUUAAAAAAUGUAAAUGAAAUGAAAAAAUGUAACAAUUUUUUUUUAACAGAGAAAAAUUCUUAAGCCACUCUUGACAUUGGGUGACAGACAAAUAUCAGUGGAACAGGUAAAGCCUGAAAUCACUACAUAUAAUUACUGUGGGAAGGAUACUGCUGGGAUUUUCUGUGGAACAAAACUCCCAUUGUCUUCAGCAGAGUAGUACAAACAGGGGCAGAGAUUGCAUCUUCCUAUAAGUUUGUACAGCACAUAGUCUGUGGACACCGGUCCAAUAAUAAUGGGAAUUUGGUUCCAUUAAGGAACAAAGAAUUUAGUCCAUUGCCUUGAUUAGUAUAUUUUUCCUGCUUCUCAAGGAAUGAACAAAUGGGUGGAGGACAUAAAAAAAA
Molecule: messenger RNA, 3073 nt
Organism: Gavialis gangeticus (Gharial)
Lineage: Eukaryota; Metazoa; Chordata; Crocodylia; Gavialidae
Gene: TBX4
Product: T-box 4
Exons: 9
Biological process (GO): angiogenesis; regulation of transcription by RNA polymerase II; cell fate specification
Cellular component (GO): nucleus
Molecular function (GO): DNA-binding transcription factor activity, RNA polymerase II-specific; RNA polymerase II cis-regulatory region sequence-specific DNA binding
Source: RefSeq, a predicted model, not a curated record